AUGCAGUUCCGCGCAUUGACGGGUGCACUGGUAGCUGCCGCUGUCGCUUCAGGCGCCUUUUACGCUUACAACGGCAACCAGUCCACCAACGUGACGUCGCCCGUAGACCAGGCCAGGAACCUCACCAACGGCACAAACAUCACCAACAGUGAGACCACACGGAAAGCGCUUGUAGUGGGCCCCGGCGAGCUCUACACAGGCACCAUCACGGGAUCUGGCCCGCUAGCAAAAGAGACGGACGACUACGGGAGGAAGGUGCUCGAGAUGCUCGACCCUGAACAAACGACGGCGAAGCUCCGCAAGAACGAGGAGUCGUGGCUGGUGGGACGUGGGCAGGGCGUGGUGCGGUACGAUGUCGUGCAGAUUCCCAGCAACGACCCAAUUGAAGACGACCACGCCGAGAAGAUCAUCGAGGUGCCAUCGAACAUGGCAGCCACAGAUGGCGCCAACGCAAGUGACUGGAUGUUCUGGGGAGUGUUUGACGGACACAGUGGCUGGGUUACUUCGGCCAAACUUCGCAACACGCUCAUCUCUUUCGUCGCACGUGAACUGAACACAACGUACAAGUCCGCCGUUGAGGACCCCUCGCUCCGCUUUCCCACGCCCGAAUCAAUCGAUGCUGCUAUCAAGACUGGUUUUGUUCGCCUGGAUAAUGAGAUUGUUCACGAGUCCGUCAAGAAGCUGAGGAAGGCGCAGUCAAAGGUUGCCGCUGCUGAGCUGCUUGCACCGGCCCUGUCUGGUUCAUGCGCGCUAUUGUCGUUUUACGACAGUCGAUCAAAACUACUACGUGUUGCAUGCACUGGCGAUUCCCGUGCCGUGCUUGGGCGAAUGGGUGCCAAUGGCAAAUGGACAGCUACCCCUCUAUCGGAAGAUCAGACCGGAGGCACCACCAGCGAAGCCGAACGCUUGCGGAGAGAGCACCCUGGAGAGCCUAAUGUGGUUAGAAAUGGUCGCAUCUUGGGUGGACUAGAGCCAUCGCGCGCUUUCGGCGAUGCAUCGUACAAGUGGUCAGCACAAAUUACCAAGGAGUUGAAGGAGUCGUACUUUGCCCGGUCGCAAUCAGCGCUACUGAAGACACCUCCAUAUGUCACCGCCGAGCCUAUAAUUACUACCACCAAGGUCGAGCCUGAGAAGGGUGACUUUGUCGUCAUGGCUACCGAUGGUCUCUGGGAAAUGCUUACCAACGAGGAAGUCGUUGGCCUUGUCGGACAAUGGCUCGAUGCGCAGGGCAACCCAGGUAGCCAAGGAUCGCAAACACAGUCUUGGUUGAAGAGUUGGUGGUCAAGCGAGAAGCAGUUGCCAGUGGAGCAGAAGACUGGCGAGGGCGGCAAAGGCCAGCGUGCACCAAUCCGUCAAGAGCAAUGGGGCACCAAGACCAGCAUGAACGAGAGGUUCGUUGUGGAAGACAAGAAUGCGGCGACACAUCUUGUACGCAAUGCACUAGGUGGUAAAGAUCAGGAUCAGCUGAGCGCGUUGCUCACCCUGCCGAGUCCAUUUUCAAGAAGAUACAGGGACGAUUUGACUGUUGAAGUCAUCUUCUUCGGCGAAGGAAGCGCGAACGGAAGUGUCACUUUGAACCAGGAGGCAAGCGCAGCAGCACCCGAGCCCAAGGCGAAGCUGUAA
Messenger RNA from Parastagonospora nodorum SN15, 1623 nucleotides. RefSeq lists its product as hypothetical. Gene Ontology annotation, biological process: protein dephosphorylation. NCBI's taxonomy places the organism in Eukaryota, Fungi, Ascomycota, Dothideomycetes, Pleosporales, Phaeosphaeriaceae. The transcript is spliced from 3 exons. Bases 1 to 1623 code for a protein of 540 amino acids. Gene Ontology annotation, molecular function: protein serine/threonine phosphatase activity. The record is from RefSeq and is a predicted model, not a curated record.